Messenger RNA from Apis cerana (Asiatic honeybee), 18089 nucleotides. Its product is annotated as ras-related protein Rab-37. NCBI's taxonomy places the organism in Eukaryota, Metazoa, Arthropoda, Insecta, Hymenoptera, Apidae. Gene Ontology annotation, molecular function: GTPase activity; GTP binding. The record is from RefSeq and is a predicted model, not a curated record.
CGUUACAAUUUGACACAAUCGAUCGACAGUAACCGUAUUCAAAAUUUCAUUUCCAAAAAUUUAGAGAAUUCCUCCGGGGAGGAAAGCGGGGAGGGGGGCUCAUAGUGCAACGUCCUUCCUGAGAAAGUUUCGAGAUUAGUUCCGGAUCACGGAAGAGGCCGAACAGAGGAGCAGCAGGGGUCGAAAUCGGCGCUGGAAGGAAGCCGCGUGUCAUUCGGCGCGCACCAGCAUCGUAAAUCGAAGAUCCACCCGGCCUGCCGACCAAUCAGCGCACCGCACCAAAACACCGCCACUCUCCGGGGGACCAGCAUCGCGUCCUGUUCCUCUGAUCCUUUCACGGGCCUUCUAUUGUCCUUGACGGCCCUCCACUCCCACGCGCGCCCCGUAUCCUCGUCCCGAAAAACCUCCUCGCGUCCUGUCCCCUCCCCUCCCCGCCCCCGCCCGUACCACAUCCACCAUCGCGGUCCUUCGCCCACGGAGGGGAAGGAAUCCUGGCGAAAGGACGAAAAUCCGCCACGCUCUCUGGUCUCCUGGUAAAUAUUAGCUCGUGCUCCACCGACUUUGCACGAGUUCGCUCGAAUAUACAUGUGUAUGUGUGUGUGUAUAUGUGUAUCUAUACUUGUAUAUUUAUAUAUAGAUGCGGGAAGGAAGGAAGGAAGGAAGGAAGGAAGGAGGGAACAGCGAUUGGAUUUGAAUUCGAGGUUCAUUUGCGCGACUCGUGUGGAGAGAGGGAUGUUUUCAAGUUCUUUUUUUUUAAGCGUUCUUGUUGCUUUAGUUUCGUGUUGUUUGUUAAUGGACGUGGAAAGUUGGCCGUUAGAUCAUUCGUAAGGAUGUAUUUGGAUAUUUCAUCAAAGUGGUGAUGGAACUGUAAUUAAAAUUAUCUUUUAUAUUUCGCUCGGUUUAAAUGGUUUUCCGUGUCUCUUUGUUCAAAAUACUGUUCUGCGAACAGAAUUAUUUCCGGGUCGAGUAAUUCUGUUUGGGAUGUUUUUAAAAAAUAUCUUUCGUCCGUUGUACUUGUUUGGUUUAGUUUUUAAUUCGAAUUCGCUGUAUAAUAACUGUUGUGAAAAAUUCUUGUUGUCGAGCAGUUUUGCUCGCUUCACAUAUUUCCCUUUGCACGCGUCUUUUCGAUCAAAUUAACUCGUUUCUGAAAUCAAAAAUUACACACACGCGUAGAUGUAUCCAGUCGAAUACGCGCGUGGAAUCGCACAUUCCUUCCAACACGUUCGUUCGAAGCACCUUACCUUUUACCUACUUUCGCCGAUUAUUCAAAAGUAUCUAUAAUAACCCCUGUUGUCUCGAACUGCUAAUUUUUCUUCAGAAUCAAAGGGAAAUUGCAGGCAACGCGUUUCAUGAGUCGAUCAUCGACAUCAAAGGAAAUUCGGUUGGAGAAGGAAUCGACGACGAGGUGCGAACAGAAGGGGGGUAGCGAACAGAAGGGAGAUUAAAAAGGGUUUGCGCGGGGAGGAAAGGAAGAGGAGGGAGGGAAGGUGACAUAGGCGCCGGCGCCAAACGAGUGGCAACAGUCGAUAAACAGUCGUGACGGGUCGUGACGGACCACCCCCCCGGCCACCGUGAAAGUCCCGUAAAGCCCAAUGACAUAAAAUGUAACAGGAGUGACGGGCAAGGCCGCCUUUGGGGUUGGAUCACGAGAAAUUCACGGUGAAGGAGACCUCGUUAUUAACCAACCACCGUCGAGCCACCGCUCUCGUCAAUCGUUGCUCGAAACGAUCGAUGCGUUUGCACUGUGGAUGAUUAGGGACUACGAAGAGAGGGUUUUCUUUUUCUUUUUUUUUUUUUACGUUAUCAAGGUGAAUAUAGAGGAUGAAUGUGCACGAUUCUUGCACGUUUAUUAUUUGGUUAUUGAUUUAUCGAUAUAUUAAUGUAUUUAUUCGUUUGUGUAAUUUGCGUGUUUCGUGGAAUUUUUUCAAGUAUUCUUUUAAAAAGAUUGUAAAGGAUGAUGUGGUUUUUAAUUUUCUUACUUUUGGGAUAGAUAUUUUUUUUUUCCUUUUUUUUUUUCGAUCUUAAAAGAGAAGAUCGGUGGAAGGUUAAACGAACGCUCUUCGAGCAUCUCUUCAAACAUCUCCUCCUCGGCAAAGAAACGAAACCAGUAUAUCGGCGUUAAUAAGAAAGAUCCACUUAGACGAUGGAACUACGAUGCUAAUAUAUGACACGUUUUUUUUUCUCAAAUUUCAACCUGUGUUCCUUCAUCCUUGGUUGACUUUGAACUUUCUUGGUAUAUAUAUAUAUAUAUAUUUUCUUCCAUAAAUAAUUCUCUAUCUCGUUCUUUUCAAAUCAAAUAUCGCAGACCAUGGACAUCUUAACAAUACGUAAUUUAAUUUAUCCUGUAUUAUCCGAAUAAGACACGCGUAACAACGUUGGCUUUAUCGUUGAAAUAUUCAGAAUAGUCCUCAUUUGCAUACAUCAGAAUUAUAUACAUCGUAUUACGUUCCUCUUAUUAUCUUUCAUACGUUAAUCCUUUAUUGAAAUUCCGCUUAAAAUUGUUGAUUUAAAAAGAUGAAAUAACAUUUUUGUUUAAAAAAAUAAGAAAUUCUCCAGCUCGCUCGGAAAUAAGAGAAAAUAAAUCGUACGAUUAUUACCGAUGCAACGAUUAUUCGAUAACGAAUGAAUAUAUUUCCAUUAAUUGUAAAAUUCAAACUUGACACAAUUUUCAUUCUAAAAUCAUCAUAAUUACCAAUAUAUAACCAUAUUCGAUGCGACAUUUAACAAUGAUAUUCAAGUAUCUUCAACAAGAUCCUUUCGUCAUAACUUAAUAAAACUCGAAAUCAAAAUAGAUAUAUGCAUGUAUCUUCAUUCUUCUUCGGCGUAAAGAAGAAAAAAAUGGGAAAGCCAAGCCAAAAUUUCGCCCAAAACUCGUACGAUUACGAUUAAAAUCACGUUGAAUGCGACAUUCAAUGGCCACAUCCCGGGAUUCGCCCAUCAUACCCGGCACAACUCGAAUUCAAGCGUUUCUGAAGCGGUCGAAUUCCGUCGUGGACGGAAACGGCGGGAUUCCAGGUCGGCUGACAUCCUCGAAAUCAAUUUCGAGAUGGAAGGUUGGAUCCGUGGUGGGAUCGAAGACGUCCACGGCAUCCCACCAUUUCCGGGCGGCACGAAUUUAUCGAGCGGAAAUGCCGCGUUUUAUCUCCCCCUUUCUUGCCCCCUUUUCGUUACUUGGACGGGGUCCAAAAGUGAUUUGCAUCUAACGAAGCCACUUUGUUCCCGCGCGACGUGCCCUUUCUUCCCGUGCCGCGCGUAAAUAUCGGAAGGAGCAGAAAUUUACGGAGGAAGAGAAUUGGCUCGCGGGAAUGCUUCGCAUUUGACGAUUUUUCCACGAAUCUAUCUUUCUGAUCAAAUGUUCCUUCAGAUCGAAUUUUCAUUUUCUCCUUUUUUCUUCCAACGAUGUGAUGAAAUGCAACCUCGCUAUAUUUGUUUUCUUUUUUCUUUCCAAGAAAAAUAGAAACGGGACGCGGUAAAUUAUUAACAAAAUUUAAAAAGAAUAUUCGAAAGCAAAGACAGGUUUAUAUUAAUUUGGAUAAAAUUAAUUAUUGAGAAAUACGUUUUGUAGCAGCGAUGCACCGACUUUUUAGCCGUUUAAAUCCUCAAGAACGAAAGUGUCUUAAUUACUUAUUGGAUUACUUAUUAGAUAAAUAAUCGGAAGGAUGAAUUUAUCGAUGUUGCGCGGUAAUGUUUCUUCGUUAAUUGGAACCAUCCAGUAGCUCUCUUUCUCAUGGGAGUAUAUGAGAAAAAGUACAGUUUGGGAAUAUCAUUACUGUUCCUUUUACUUUCCUUUGUCGAGAGCUGUAUAUGAUGCAGAAAAAUGGUGGAUCCGCAAAGACGUUUCCGUGGAAGAGUGGUUUCCGAGCAACCACGUGAAUAUUGAAAGCCUGCUCCAAGGAGGAGGCCGUGGCGGGCUGCGGGGGCGGAUCGUGGAGAAAGAUGACGCGAGGGACAGAGAAGAGGUAACCGACAGCCCCGCGUUACGACAGUGUCGUAGCACGCGAUCAAUUCUCGAAAUGAUCGUCGAUCAAGAAAAAAUCCCUUCACGAGGAUUUGGAGAGCUUUUUAUUGAUCGAUAAAUUGAUCGUUUUUAUUUUAGAUUUCCUCUCUCUCUCUCUCUUUUAUUUUGAAAGCAAUUAUUAUCGGAUUAUUAUUACCAGAAAAAUUAAUUUUAGGUAACGAAGAAUCGUUAGAUCUUCAAGAUGUGAAAAUGUGUCGAAAAUGUGAUCGAGGAAAGAACAAAGGACGAUCGAUAAAAUCAUAAUAGAGAAAAAACGAAAAGGAAGAAUUAAAACCUGCUAAAUCUGAAUAAUAUAUAAUCGUAACGAUCGGGUUGUUUCUUCAGGAAAAGGAAAAGAAAAUUUCGUUUUCGAUGAGAAAACAGAGCGGGCAGCGGAAGUUUUACGCCACUGUGAGAGCAGAGCGGCGGUCUGCAAGAAGACUCAUUAAAACCGUGCACCACCGGCAGAUUUUCUCCCCGAGAAAAUAAAAGAAGGAGAAAAACAGGGAAGGUGAAGGGUGUGCGGUCCGCGAAAGAUCACCUGCAAAAGGGGCCAACGCGUGAGAGAAGGAGACCUCGAUGGAAACUUGGAAGGAAGAAAGAGAGAGAGAGAGAGACGCGAAUAAACCGGCUUCGCUAAUCCUAGAUUAAGAUCCAGUGACGUUUUGCGACACUUUCAUCGACUUAACUCCGCUUUAACACGCCUCGACUGGUUUUCCUCGACCAGAUCCUCGACGGCCAUGUUUUCCACCCAUUCUUCCCUCGAUUUUUUCUUUUUUCUUCUCCUUUUUAUUCAACCUCACUUCGAUCCCUCGAUUAUGACGAGCGUGGUCCCUCGUUAGCAGCUCGUUAACCUCGCUCACCGCUGGAAAAUCCUUAAUUACCGCGAUCGAAACGACCAACCUUGAUUCCUCUCCUCCUUCUUUGGAUACCUCGACCUCGUUUCCGGUUUUGGGCGGCCCUUUCGGGAUAAUUUCUCCGAAUGGAUGCUGUGUGCAACUAUUGCCAAUCGGAGGAUGAGAGAAUUUCAGCGUUUCUCUCUAUGGAUUCAAACGAAUGCACACUCGAUUCAGAGUAACGAUGCUUAUACAAAUAUCGACAAUUGUUUAUAAUGGUUUAUAAUCCUUUCGUAAAACUUCCGUUCAAAAUUGUUUCAAAAUUCUAUCCUGAUUUUUCGCUCCUUCCCGAAAUUUUCAAAUUCUUCGCAACCUGUUCAAUUCGGAUGCAGAAGUACGAGAAAGGGAAUAUAAUUCGGAAGGGAAUCCGGGGGAAUUUAUGCGAGUUUCCCUGAAAGCGGCGCGCGCGCGACGUGGCCGGAGGGCAGCGGCGAUCCACGACCGAAAUAACCGAGAUUUAUUUCGCGAGGGUCCGCUAAAUCCUGUUAAGCGGCGGGCGUGAACGCGCCUACGACUUAACAGCGUUAACGUUUCACGCUCGACGAUGCCUCGCCGCGAGCCUCAUCGAUUAUCGAGACUAACGAGUCCAAUUAAAGUGCCCUCCCGAUGUAUGGGGUCCACGGCGCUGGCUGCCUCGUUUCGUAAAAUGUGGAACGAAUAAAAAGCGCCAGAUCAUAGCGUUGUCCAACAGUGAGAGAGAGAGAGAGAGAGAGAAAGGAUAAUUCUAUUUUGGAAUUGCACCUUUUCUUUUUUUAUUUACGUUAUUGGGAAUUUAGGAAUUGAAUAACGAUUGGGUUCGAAAGAAAGAGUCACGUUUCGCUUAAUAUUGAACCAGGUUAGAAAGUGAUGGAAAUAUAUGUCUGAUAGAUCGUUUUUAAUAAUAGAUAUUGAACGAUUUAUAUUUUUAUCAAUUAUAAAUAUUCGUAAAAAUGUAUGAAUUUCGCGAGAUAACUGUAAUCGAGUUCAAGUGGUUGACUUUGAGUUUCCGUUCCGAAUUGGAAAUCAAUUUGUUUCCCUUUAUGUUCGUGGAAACGUGCAAGUUUGCGUUCGCGAGACCUCGAGUUGUUUAAUUUCGCGUCCACGCGAAGGAAAGACACACGAUUCGAGCGCAAAUCUCUCUCUUUUUCUUUCUUUUUCGAGAAGUUGAUUAUCAUAAAUAUAAAUUCUACGAUCUGAACGAGAAAAAGAUAAAAAGGGAACGAGGUCUCCGAUCAAAAACGAGUUUUCCCACCGCCAGUUUUCAGCGGAGAGUUAAUACGAGCCCGUUCAUUCGUGGAAACGCGGCUUUAACGGUACGCGUUCCGCGUAUGGAACAGAUUUAUCGAUCGGUCGAAAGGCUUCGAAUGCCACGAUGUUUCGCGAUCGGCCCUGUAAUUUCCUACUUGUUCCAAGGGUACAAAAGAAGCCAAAUACAGUCUCGAAUUCACGCUUGUUUGACCACGGAAAACAGCGCAAACAACAACACGGAAAUUAAAAUUUUAAAUCUUCCUCUUCCCCAAAGAGGAUCGAAAUUUAAUAUUUUCAGGCUCUUAGAUCCAGUGGUGGAUUCUAUCUUCAAAUGGUAGAAAUUCAUUUUUCCUGGGAUAGGAUGUAUACAUAUCUCAGGAUAAGAAAGUUUCAACUUUCUCGUCUAAACGGCGUAAAAAUAUCCCAGUUUCCUUGGCGCGUGUCUAUAUUAGAAAGUUCCACUAUUUUCUCCGAUGAAUCUGUUUCCUUCGUGCGAGGAUCCGCCUCUUUCCACUCGUUUCCGACUUUCGAAAUUCGAAUGGGGAGGGGGGAGGGAAUUUGGAAUUUGGAAAUCUCCGCCAAAUUUCUACAAAUUCGUUCAUUCAGCGAUCCUCAUCAUUCUGACUAAACGGGCGAAUCUCGUCGUUACGGCUCGUCGAGUAUUUAGGGCCCGGCGUAAAAAGAAAGGGAAGAGAAAAGAAAUGGAGAACGAAAACGAAACAACGACUCGAUCGAACGAGCGGGAAAGUAAACGAACGAACGAAAGAACGAACGCCUGUUCCCCACGUUGCCCACGUGCGUUCCCCAUAAGGGAUUGAUUUAUCGACCGGUCGGAUCCCAUAAUUCUGUGAUCGAGCGCAUAAUUUCGUGCGGCGAAUAAACCUCGCGGGCUCGCGUUUCGCGGUCCACCAUCUAACGCGAUUCAAUGCUCAUUGUAUUGUCCGCUGCGCGGAGAAGAAUGGAAUUUUUCUUCCUCUUCUUCUCGUUCUUCGUUUAGAAUCGUUUAACGACUUUAAAUGAUGUUAUAAUGGAUCCCGACCGAUGCUAUCGGCCCUCUCUCAAUGGAAAGGUAGAAACCUCCAGCGACAAAUCAAUGGCUUAAUACAGGUAUCAUUCGAUUGCCGCUAAUUCUCUAAGAAGGGCGGGAAGGAUAAGGAUUAAAACGAUGAGAAUCUAAAGGUUUUUCGAUUUUUCCAAACUCGAUUCUUAUUAUCUAUUCGUACAUUCGUAUAUUCGUAUUAUUUGUUAAUUAUAUAAAGGAGAGGCGAAUACACAGUCGAAGCGAAGUAAAGCUUGAGAUCGACGAACGAAGAUUCGAUUGGGAAAAAACAAAUGUUUCGAGAUCGUCGAACGAAAGUUGAACAAAGAACAAAUGGAUUCGAUCGAGAAACGGGGCAAGUUCAAAGUUCGCCGCUCGAAGUUGGAAAAUAAAUUUUUCCAAGGUCCCAAGCUCUAUAUAUCUCGUCGUCUCGUCUCUCGGCCGAGGUUGGUUGAAUAAUGAAUUAUCGAGGCGCAUCGCAUGCCACGUCGUCACGAUGCCUCCUCCUCGGUGAAAAUCGAUUCAUCGACUCGUCGUCCCGCCAUUCAGAAGCUUAUCCGACGCUGAAUCGCAGCGACGCUGUAACGGACGUCGAAAAAGUGCGGGUUACAUCCUCGAUAACGGGACGACACACGUUGAAAGAAUAUUUUUUUUUCUUUUUUUCUUUUUUUUUUUCCCUGUCCUUUGUUCCUCGCUCUUUUUUUUUUCUUUUUUUUCGUUUUUCGAUACAUGUCACAGGGUAGUAGUAUUACCUGCUAGGAUAUUUUUUUUCAAACCUUCUGGUCUUUUGUUGUUAUUUUUCUUUUUGUUUUGAAAGUUUAAUGAAAAAUUCGUGGCUAGAGUUUUGCGAAUGUUUAAAGGAUGAAAUUUGUUCGCGAUAUUCCGAUAUUUGUUAUCCGGCGAGAUGAAAAUAAAAUAUUAGAAGAUCUAUAAAUUUGUAUAUCUGGAGGGAGAGAAAGGAAGAUUACUUGGUAUAUUUUGUCGAAAUUUUAUUAUUACCAAGAUUGUAGAGAUGAGCGUACGAUUGGUUGUUUUCCAAAAAAGAAAAGAGAUGAAAAGUAAUUUUAAUUUUCGGUAUUCGAUGGGAAUAUUGUCGUUACAAUUAUUUUCGAUUUCGUCUUUUUACACUUAUCUAUCAGAAAUCAAUAUCCUUAUAUCCGUUUCGCUUUUGAAUUUGUUAAACGAUUCAUAAAUAUCUGAUUAUUACCAAUUUACCAAUUUUAAUUGCUGAAAAAUCAAUCAAAAGUUUAAUCGAGAAAAUAUCGAUUUCCUCUUUUCUAAGAAGAAUCAGAUCUAGAAACGGAACGAGAUGUCGAUCCUUUAAAAAUCUGUACAAACCUUUUUACUAAAAAUCAAUAUCUGCAUCCGAAUUCGUUAAAAGAUAUAUAUACCGAAUUAUUCUGAUAACUGGUAAAAAACCAAUCAAAAGAUCGAGAAUAAAGUACCGAUUCGUUCUUUUCCAAGAAGAAUCGGAUCUAGAAACGGUCGAUCCUUUAAAAAAUCUGUACAAACCUUUUUAUUUACCAAAAAUCAAUAUCUGCAUUCGAAUUCGUUAAAAGAUAUAUAAAUACCGAUAAAUUAUUCUGAUAACUGGUGAAAAAGCAAUCAAAAGAUCGAGAAUAAAGUACCGAUUCUUUCUUUUCCAAGAAGAAUCUAAAAAGAAACGGAUCGAUCGAGAUGUCGAUCCUUUAAAAAUCUGCAAUGCCGUCCAUUGGUCAGAGAGAAUCGAGGAAUCGUCCAAGGUUUGGUUGAUCCGCAUCCGAAAGGCGGUCGCCAAUCACCGGCAGUCCGCGAUUCAACAUCAACAACGAUCUCGAACAACGGGAGCGGAGGAGCGAGAUUAAAAUAGCGUUCACGGAUAACGCGUGUCACGAGUUAUUUUUAAACGCGACAGGCGCAUUCUUUUCGCGGCUGGUCUAUCAAUAGCCGGCCCCCGGUAAUAUCUGCUACGCGCAUAAUAAUGAUAUUUCAAGCCGUGACUUUGACUUUUAACUUCGCCUCGCACAGAGACGAGCAACACCAUUGCGUCACGCGACACUUGAAAAUACGUUAUUCUCUCUCUCUCUUCGUGACAGGGCAGCGCCCGUAUCUCCAUAUUUUAUAAACGAGAGAAGCGGGAUGUAAACACUCGCGCGAAUUUCGCUUAAAUUCGGAUUCAGAUUUGCACGCACGUAAAAUCAAAUCUAGAUGUAAUGUUCAAACGUGAAAACGCUGUAACUCGAAGUGGGAGAAAUUUAAUCAGCAUACAGAUAUGAGUUGAUGACAGAUCGGAAUACUGAAGUCUAAUCCAAAAAUUUCGAGCUCGAUUCGUUAAUCUUUCGAGAAAAGGUUCGAGAGGAAAAUGUAUUAACAAAAAUUCAUUUCUUCCUCGUAAAAAUCGAGAUCUUUUCUUUCGUUUGGAGAGAAAUAUUUAUCGAUCACUUACAGAAUUAUGUAAUUAAUUAAACCACAUGUUAAAAAACACGCAAUAGAUGAACUUACAUUCUAUUAGAAAAUUGUGAAGCAAUUUGUCGUACACGUAAUUUCUCAAUAAAUUCGCAAUUGUCGCAUAUAUAUAUUUUACGCAAUAACGCUCUUAUUAAGACAAUAAUCAUUCAUGAUAUUUAAUAAAUUAAUAAUUCGAAAUUGAAUCGUUGGAAAUGAAUUUCCGUCGUGCAGAUGCGAUUGCUAAUUAAUCGAGCUGGCCGAUUGAACGAAAGCCAAGUUCAAUUAAUGAUUAAUUAUUCGAAAACUCGAUGCUUGUUUUCUCACUCGAGCUAGUUUUCCAGCGAUUUCCAGUAAAAAAGUCGUAUCUCGAUCUCUAUUGGAAUCUUACGGCGAAAAUAGCCAUCGAAAUGUACACGCAGAGUCUAAUAUCAACAAGUGGGAAACGGAAUCCACACGUUUCUCGAAAAUUUCUUUUCCUUUCUAGUUUCAUUCAUUGACUCUAUCAAACGAAAUUACAACGAACAACUGUACAAAUGCAAUAUUUAUACAUCCACACGAAUGAUAUGCUACGCAAAGUCAUGGAUUCAGCACGAAAUCUAUCUUCCCAAAUUUAUCUUCCCAAAAAGAAAGAAAAAAACAAAGAAAAAAACCGAACUAGAAAUCGUCAGCACGAGGGAAAAAUGGUGGAAAUGGAACACAGGACGAGAGAUAUCCUAAUGAAGAUCCGUGGGAAGCGGUCUCUUCCAUCAUUCCGCUCGGUGGCGGGAUCCGUGGCGGCACGAUUGAGAUUUCUGCGAGCAGGUGGUCCCCGGUAAUAAAUCGUAUUGUAAGCGAUCCCCUCGACUAGCCACCUGCGAAUCGAUAUCUCGAGCGGCCGGUCCAAGGCGGCUCGCAUGCAAAUUCGCGGCUAUCACACGGGUGGAUAAAGCUUUCCUUCCUCCUCCUUCUUUCGCCUCCUUUCUCGUGCACAGGCGGCUCGCCGGUUCUCGCGCAGCUGGACCGAUCGUUUACGCGCUACUUAAGGGAUGCGUUGCCGAUUUUUUCUUCGGGAAUUGAGAAAUUUUUCCGCGAAACAGGUGCGGGCGAACGUGAAGGAUACACCGCGUGUAUCGAAGAGGUAAUCGAUACGAUUACGAUAAUAUGUUGCGAGUUGCUGUUAUUAAUAACCACGGAUAUCGGUAACGUUCGUGUUUAUUUAGAUCGUCGUUUCGAUUAUCGGGUAGUUUCUUUCCUUGCGCCCAGUUGAGAAAUUUGAAAUGCGAAACAGGUGCGGUGAUAACGCGGUAUAAUUAUGUAUUGACAGUUGAACAAAGUAACCGAUGCAGUUAGCAUAACACGAUAUUUUUCUUAAUAACGGAAGCGCGGAUGUUUAUGCAUCUUGCCAGGUAUUGAGAAAUUUUUGUGAAACGGGGAAACAGGUGCGAGCAAUGAAGAAGGUAUCUGGAAGAAGAAACUGGAGACGUUUCGUGCGAAAAAUAUAAAAUGUUAAGGAAGAAGAAGUAAUUUAGUAAUUUUAUAUACGAGGGAACGUAAUCUUUCCAAUAUUUGUAUCUGAGAAAUAUCGAUAUUUCGUUAUUAUCGUAUUGAAAGUUGUUUGUUGGAGAAUCGAAUAUUCCGAAAACUAAUUAUUUAGUGGGUAAAUCAGCGUACUUGAAGUUCAGCGUGCGCAGAAGACUCGCGUCACGAUCAAUUUCCUAUUAACUCGAUCAACAUGGUACAGUGAAUAAGGCAAUCUAUUAUUAAAUGAUAAUUUCAAUGGGAAAGCGAUUGAACAUAUUCAUAUGUACGAAAUGUUUCUACUAUAACAUUUUUUUAAAUCGCGAACCAAAAACAUUUUCGGAGUAACGAAGAAUUCCAAUCUAAUAUUAUUUCUUAAAUUAUCGAGAUCCUCUUCCUUUCCAUUUGAUAUAUAAUUCAUUUAAUAUAAUUUCAUCGAUUCGAAAUUCGGGAGUGGAAACAUUUUCAAUCACGAUCAACGAUGUUACAAUAAUAUUACUUCUUAAAUUACUUAUCCAUUCAGUUGGAAAUACCACGAACUUUUCCCUUCUCGUGUUAUAUACAAUUUUUUUUUCUCUAAUUGUGAAGAUCGUAGCAAGAGAAAGGUGGUAGUACACUAAUUCAAUAUUCAAACAAACGUGGGUAAGCGCGCGUGUGAUGGCUCUGGUUCGAAAGGGUCGAGAUGAAUGAGACGGUGUCGAAAAAGGACGAGGAAGGGAGAAAGAAAAGUGGAUCCCCCUCGGCGGCAGCCGGUCCAGCGAGUUUUUGGCCGUCUGGCGCUAACUGUUGGCCCCCGUAUCCACCUUCUCAGGUACCGAGAACGGUUCCGUCCCACACGUCGUCCCACUCCAACCAACUCCGGGCCCUACCCGACAGAGAUAACCCUUCCUCCCGUACUGGCCGCCCACAACUCGCUGCAACCACGUCCCUCAAACGUGAUUUAUGGGGGACACGGGGACACGAGGGGAAGAAAAAGGUUCGCAGUGGAAAAAGGUUCGAGGUGGAAAAGGGUGGAGGAAGAAGAACCGUGCACCCCUCUGUGCCUGUUGUGCCACGUGCCGCUUGGUCAGGUGAAUGGAGGGAAAUGUCGUUGUAAUUGAACUUGCAGUUUCGCGAAUGAUUGCUUGACCGUUCAAUGCAUUCGUCUGCUUAAUUCGAAUAGUUGGCAGGUGGAAAUUAAUUUUUUUUAAGAAAACGAGCGAGAGUUCGAUAUCGAGAGAUUGAAAAUAUGAAGGAAAAUGUUGUCGGGUAAUUAGUUUGAACGUGUUUGCGAAUGAUAUUGGUGACAGGUGGUAGUGAUUGGUAUGGAAAAUGGAUUGACAAUCGUCUUUAAUAACGAGGGAGAACUCGUCUUGGACGGUUGAUGGCGGUUGCUGUGGAUCGGGUUUUAGUAAAUUGGCAGAUGGAUUUAAUUUCUCAGAGAAUACUUAUUUUAAAUACGUUUUUUUGAAUUAAUAAAAAUAUAUAUAUAUAUAUUUUUUAUCGACAAUCAAUCGUAUGGAAAAUUUUUCCUGAAAACUAAUAAAAAUCUUUCCGCAAAGAAUCGCGAUACGGAUUUAAUACGUGAAAGAAUGGUGGAAUUCAUCGAGCGAAAAUUUUGUUGCUUCGUCGUCUUCGGUUCUUUCGGUCUCCUCCUCGAUGGAGCGAGGAGGUGGAACGGCAGGAGAUAGAGCGAGGGCCGCGAGGAGGUGGUUCGUUCGAGUGAGUAAAUGGCACGUCAACGUGGACUGCGGGCAAUAUCGGCGGCGAACGUCAGAAGGCCGGCCAACUUUUUUUCCUAGCCAACACACAGACAAAUCGAUAUCUAGCCGCGCUGUAGUUUCGCGUUUUCCUGCUGCACCAGCCUCGACCGCAGGGUCACUGACACAUCGUCCUAUCGUCCACGAUGAAACCGGCCCCCGUUCCCCACCAUUCGCCCAUUUUCCACGAUACUUUGCUCCUUAUUAUUUUUCAUCUUGCUCGAACCAUCUUCCAACACUCUUUCGUUUUUGGCCGAUCUUCGAUCUUCCAUUCCUGCUCAUUUUCCAAACCGGUGUUCGGUUCACUUUUCAACGAUCCUUUCGUUUCCGUAAUAUGACGAGUUUAAGAGUUACAAUAUCGAAAAGCGAGAAAAGAAAAUAACUUGAAACUUUCUUCAACACGAAUUCGAAUAUAAAAUCGAGGAUAAUAAUCUUUUGGAAUGGUAUUUUUUUUUACUUGGUUCGAUAAACCAAGUUCGAGGGUAAGAAUGGCGAGAUAAAGUAAAAUUAGAAUAUAGUGGGGAGACGAAAGACGAGCGGUUUAAGGGCGAUAGUAAAAAGUUCGUGGCCCCAUUAAACCUAGGAUCAAUCCGGACCAGCCAUUCAAUCGAAUCGUGUACAAGGAAAGCAAGGGAAACUGGGUCAGCGCAAUUUCAUAAAACCUCUUCCUGAAACAGCAAACAACGCGAUGUACUCGCUUUUAUAACGUUGCAUCGACCCACAUUCCACCAGCCGCGUUUAAUGCAGUUUUGGACGAGCGAGCGGAACGUGUAAACUCGUGUCCAUCGAACGAUACGCUCUUUGAUUAGUGUGUGGAUCCACGGGUAUUUAAAAUGCGCUUUUGAAAUUUAUCGCUCUACCGUGGAAAUUUGAUUAUUAGAAGAAUUUUUAAUAUUUUUUUUUUUCUCUCUCUUUUUUUCUUCUUGUCGGACGAAUAAAUUGUAUCGUGCAAAAUUUGUUGUCCAAUAAUUGUUUUUUUUUUUUUGCGAAGAGAUCAAUGUGGAUUAAUAGAGAAAGGGGUAGUAAUUUAUCUUUUUUAUUGGAAAGGUAAAUUGCGUUGAUAAAUUUUCGCGGAAGAGUGAAUUUCAAUGAAUUUGUUUUUUUUGCCGAUUAUUCUUAAAUUUAUGUAUUUCGAGAGCGAUAAACUAGAAUUUAAAAAAAUAAAAUCGUUCGGCGUAUGUAUAAUAACCCGUUGUUUACCCUAUUAGAUCGACUUAUUAACUAUUUAUUCAAUGAUUAGUCUCUUUGCGUUUCUUGAAGUUGUUUUACCUAUUAAAGUUAAAUUUCCAUCUCUCGAGUUUCUAUUUAAUUGGCUAUCAAAGUUAAACAAAAAGACUAAAGGCAGAUGUUUGGUGAAAAAUUAACGGUCUGCCUUUGCAGUUUGUUUUAUGACUACACGCUUUAAAGUUAAACAUUUGCUUUCAAAACAGUGUGAUUGACACCUGAACAAUAUCGCUAAAAUAUCGCAGAUAGAUACCACUCGAGUCUAAUUAUCGUCGAGUUUAUUUGCCGAAAUCUUCAUUCUUUCGUUUCGUUUCGAGAAAAACAUAUCGAUGCAAGUGUCGAUCGAUAAACGAUUAGCCAUAGAUCCGUCAAAUCAUAAAAUCAACAAGAAUUUCAUCAAUUUCCUAUUUUCAAGAUUCCUCUCUUAAAAACUCCCCGAAUAUCGAAGACAAAAUAUUACAACAUUACCCAUCCCCCACCAAAACGAGCACAUUCCUAAAAGAACUCCUCCCUCAUCCUCGCCAAGUACUUGGCAUACACCACACACAUAUAUACACAUACAUACGUGCGCAGCGUAUUCGUAAACCCGACCCAACACUUCGAUCCAGACUUGCCAACGGCCACCUCCUCUCUUCCAAAGAAGAGAAAGGGCGACCGUAUUCUCCUAAUAGCGGGCAGCGUCGUGUCAAAAAGAGCCAUCAAACUGCACUCGUUGCUCGCCAACCGUACGUACUACUUCCUGCCUUUCCUGCCGCCUUGCUAGAACCGCGACCCUCUCCUCGUUUCUUCCACGCACGGCAGAGAGAGCGUGACACUCUCCUCGUCGCGGCAGCACCGGUUUGGUUCCACCAUCCAUCGCCCUUCCCUCGUCCACGCGCUCUCCAUCUGGCUACCCCUUCGUUCGCCGUCCGUGGCCAACUCGCGACUAGGAGAACGAGGAGAGAUCGUUCCCUCUCGCUCUCACCUCGACCGACACCUCUCUUCGUUCUUCCUGUAUACCUUCGUUCCACGCUCCUCGCUCUCCUCUUUCGCUCGGAUUCUCUUUCGGUCGAGGCUCGGCCGCGUCGUCGCUCCUGUUCCUUCCCUCUUCUUUCGCGUGUUUUCGCGCACAUGGAGGGGAUUACCUUCUCGGGUGACGUGUUACCCUGAUACCAUGGGCAGCCGGACGCAGACGUGCAAGAUGGCACGCCCAACUGUCGCCACGCAGACGCCGUCGUCGCUCGCUGCCGCCGUGGAAACAGGAUUACAUGCACGGCUUGAUGUGUCACGGAUCGCGGUGAUUCGGUGCUGCGGUUACCGGGCUCACGCUGCCGACUCGACGACGCGGGUUACGUGCACGAGGUGCGGCGAAAGAUUUAGAGAGGGAGGGCGGGGGGCGGUUGGCACGAGGAAACGGUGUCAGUCGGUGGAUACGCGUCACGUGACGGCCGAGACCGCGACCUAUCGCAAGCGGUGGUGCAGAGAGGCGUCGGAGGCUGGACGCUGGAGCCACGACGACUACAACGACGGCGACGGCGACGACGACGGCGGCGCCUGGGUUUCCAGGGAUUUUCGUGGGUGGAGCGUGGUGAUCGAUAGCGGGCCGGUGAGAGGGCUGACUAAGGGGGUCGUCGCCAAGGUGAUGACGGGCGACGACAGCAUGAGCGACGACGUGUUCGAGAUGGAGGAAGACACCUCCGCGGCGCUUUCCACCGGUCUAACACCUCUUAUGGGUCAACCCACCACGACCCCCUCGCCGACCGGAUAUCGGGACUACAAACCCCCCGCAGAAGUGUUGGACAACAAUUACGGCUACUCGUCCAGAGACUACAACGACAUAAGGAGUAGUUUCAAGAGGACCAAAGAAGAUGACUCCGCCUUGACGCACAAGACAAUCCUCCUGGGCGACAGUGGCGUGGGCAAGACGUCCCUGCUGGUUCAGUUCGAUACUGGAAAAUUUCAGCCGGGAAAUUUCGCGGCCACGGUCGGGAUCGGGUUCACGGUGCCCUCUCAGAGCCACGCGCUCGAUACACCGAGCUCGAGCCGUGCAUCAAGCGCGGCGCCACGAUUGAGAAAGAGAGAGAGAGAGAGAGAGAAAGAGAGCAUCGAUCCGACUCUCGAUCCAAUCGGUCGCGGUUCUCGCCGAGAGGACUUUCACUCGGCGUCCGUUGAUCGGCCGCGGCGAACGAGCGGGCGAAGCGGAAGGCAAGAGAGAAGAGGCGCGAGGUGAAACUCCGUCCCUCUCCGCCUCUGGUCCCGGGUUGACUGACCUCGAUAGCGAAGGAAAGGAGGUGGCGGUGAUCCGCGGGAAGCGAAGAAGGAGCGGGUUAACGGCGACGACGGCGACCACGGCGACGACGGCCGCGACAACGACGUGCGCGACGAGGAGUGGCCGAGAAGAAGAAGAGCAAAUUGGUGCUCCCGGUAGCAGGGGCCCAUGAGCGCAAUGGAGGAGAAGUUGCGCGGCGUGACGAAGCGCGGGAGCAGGCACGGUCCCCGUGCAACGGGGCCAGCCGCCUCCGAUUGGCCGGCCGCGCCUGGGUCCAGUGGUGGGGGGAGGGGCCAGGCUACCCCCUCCACCUCGCAGCCAGGCGGCUCUGCGUACAACCGCGGUCACGAGAGCCCGAGCAGGCGGCAGUCCUCGCGGGACAGCGUCGAGCCGACGGGCCAACAGGCCCCACCCGAACACGGCGAGCUCCUUUUCAAGGUCCUGCCCUCUCUCCUGAUACACAGCGCCACGUAACCUCUCGAGAAAGAGAAAGAGAUCGGUGGUACAGGGAUUCACCUUUUUGCGCCUCGAUCCAACCCUUACGGUAAACCGCGUUAAACCGGGUGUCCACCGGCGCGUGAAUUGUUUGCGAACGAACGCACGCCAACGUGGAUUUGCGUCAGCAGAGAUCCACGGUAAACAAAAGUGGACGAUUGAUUUUGCUCGCUAUGUUGUGUGUUGUAUGCGGCCAAGGAAAUUUAUUCGUGCUUUUUUUUCUCUUUUUUUUUUUUUGGUUUGACGAUGGAGGGCACGUGGGAUUUUUUUCUAUUUUUAUUAUAUUUCCUUUUCGAAAAAAUUUAUUCGGAAAGUUGGAGCAAAUGCACGGGUUUAGUGGAUACCCGGUCGAGUUUUCGUAUAAUUGAAACUCGAUGAUCGACGCGAUAUGAGAUAUCGCGUGUGUGAGAACGCAGUCUUCAGAUUAUAUGGUUUGACUGAUUUCUAGGGAAAUUAAGAAAGCUGAGAAACUUCGACGGUAACUUUACUUUAAUUAUAUGGUAACUAACUUUUGAUCACGUUUCGCCGUUUCCAAACGCAACUCUACCGGCAAAAAUUAACUUUUCCAAUCGACAAUCUUUUUAGCUUCAACUUAUAAACCGAAAGCAUGCUUGUAAGUAAGCUUCUGCACUCUUUUUCUUCGCAAUCACGAUCUUUUCAGCGACUUCAUUCUUGGAGGAAACCACUUUUCCAAUUUCGCUCUUCUAAUUUUAGUCUUUCCAACUGGGAAACUUAAUUUCCAGAAUUACUUUAUAACAUCAUUAGUAGCCAUCUUCUAAAAUUUAUGAAACAUUCUUAUCCUGGCAAUAGUUCAUGGAAACUAAUUUUAUAAUUUCUUCUAUUAUAUGCUAACAGUUCAUAUUUUAACGAUUUACGAUUGAUCGAGUAUGAUCAUUUGAUCGAACAAUUUCACGAUCAAAAAUGAGGAAUCACUUUGACUAUAAUUUAGAUCGAUAAUUAUUUUUUUUCGAAUGAGAUAAUCAGUUGAAUGCGUUUGGACACGAACUCGUUGCGUGAUACAAUUCAAUAUGAAUCUUAAAUUUAGCUUUCGUUAAAUUAAACAAAAAGAAAAAAGAUCAUGGAAUUUUAAUAAUUUCGUUUUAUUUUUCUCGUCGUAAAUAAAUAACGAAGAUCGUAUAAAAUGAUCACUAUUUUCUUUCUAUUAGAGAUUAUAUGGAUAAACACUUUAAAGAUUAAGUCAUUUUAUACAAGAGAAAAUUCCAUUCGCGAAAGAUUAUGGAAAUUAUGAAUAUCGUCCCAUUUUCAUUCUAUUAAGGAAUAUAAGUUAAUUUAAAAACUA